AUGAGUGCCUAUCUCCCUCUCAACACCGUGGGGUCUGAGGGCACGGAUGUCUGGUACCAUCUCAUCACGAGGUUCGCUACUGUCCCCAGCAGAAGCGACACGACCUUGCUGGAUAGAGCAAUGUCUGCACUUACCUGUGUUGGCCUGGGACAAAUAAAGCAAGACCAGCAGAUGCUCUACCAUGGAACUCAACUAUACAACGCCGCAAUACGACACAUGUCGAGCCUGAUACAACGCAAUGUUCCCACUGAAGAACUCUUAUAUGCCACUGUGAUUUUCCAAAGACUCGAGCCCUUAUUUUCUCCCCUUGGUGUCGAGGCCUGGAUUGCACAUGCUGAAGGGACAAAUGCUUUUUUGAGAAAAUGCUACCGAGAUGCACCAAACAACCCACUUGUUGCAUCUAUAUACCAGCAUCAACAAGUCCUUGGUGUGGCUGAUCCUCUGGAAUCCUCGCGAAGUCCCGGAAAGGGACCACAAUCUCCCACAUCAAUCCGGGACAGACCCAUCCGCGGAAUCUUCGACAUAUUCACCGCAUUCAAACCCAUCCUUAUCGCGUUCAAGCGGAUCGACUCCUCUAGCUUCGAAGCAUGUCAAACAAUUCUCCAGGAUUGCAUCAUCCACAAAGACAAGAUCAACGCCUGGUGGACAACACAAAAACUCACCCUCGGCCCAGCACCAACCCCAUACCCGAACUACAAAUCAACAUGUGCCAACAUGCCCUCUACAGAUAGCGUAUUUGGUCCAUCUUACGAUUUCCCUUCACUCAUGAGCGCACGCAUACACGUGCUCUACUGGACCUCUCUAUCUCUCAUCUACCCGAUGAUCUACCAAGCCAAGAAACUCGCCAUGGCACACACCCAACGCUCUAUUUCGAUCGACCCGCACACCGACCAAGACUACAUGCUCUCAUGGUUCUAUGCAGACGAAGCCUGCCGGGGUAUCCCCUACUGUCUCAAUGACACGGAGAAAAUAUGGGGCGCGCAGAGUGUCAUGUUUCCCAUCGCUCAAGCGUCGCAGAUCUAUAGCAACAUCCGAUGGCGAGGGAAGUUCAUGUGGUGUCAGGCUGCUUUCACUGCUAUCGAGGGGCUUGGCUUUGGUCUCGCUGUUUGUCUCAGAGAGGCUGCUUUGAAACACUGGCUUCUCUCAAAAACUCCUGCCGGUGUCCCGGGUUGCACAUUUCCUUUGUGCAAUGAAAUUCCUGUGCGAACAACACGCCCUGCGGGAACGACUGGCAGGGUAGUGCAUUUAACUGGGCCCUGA
Penicillium argentinense is the source of this 1260-nucleotide messenger RNA. RefSeq lists its product as uncharacterized. Lineage: Eukaryota; Fungi; Ascomycota; Eurotiomycetes; Eurotiales; Aspergillaceae. The transcript has 3 exons. The record is from RefSeq and is a predicted model, not a curated record. The coding region runs from base 1 to 1260 and encodes 419 amino acids.